This is a messenger RNA of Sinocyclocheilus grahami, 1140 nucleotides long. It is a transcript of the gene cltrn, whose product is annotated as collectrin, amino acid transport regulator. NCBI's taxonomy places the organism in Eukaryota, Metazoa, Chordata, Actinopteri, Cypriniformes, Cyprinidae. The record is from RefSeq and is a predicted model, not a curated record. Bases 65 to 727 code for a protein of 220 amino acids. The transcript has 6 exons. Gene Ontology annotation, cellular component: extracellular exosome; plasma membrane. Gene Ontology annotation, biological process: positive regulation of amino acid transport.
UAUAAUCUCUGACCGCUGAAUUCAGCAGCAUAUGAGAUAAAGUUGCUCAUCCAGAUAGACAGAGAUGCUAGCUGGAGUUCUUCUUCUGAUAUUUCUGCCUCCCCUGGUAGCAAAGGAUCUUUGUAAAGACAGUCAAGAUGGAUUUAAAGUCAGACUCAGCAUUAAAACGGCCCUCGGAGAUGAUGCCUAUGAGUGGAAUGAGAGCGAGAUGUUUCUUUUCAGAUCUACUCUGGCGUAUGCGAUGAGGAAACAAACUAAACAAGACACGUAUAACAUUACAAACAUACUGGUGUGCAAUGAUACACAAAGAGUGUCGUUCGUGUUCGUGGUGACGUCACCAGGUGAUCCAGACCAACUGAUCCCCAAAGAACAAAUAGAAGAAGCAGUGAGGCAGAAUAAGCAUCGCAUAAACAAUGCAUUCCUGUUAUCGGAUAUGACCCUGGAGUUCGUGGGAAUCCCGCCGACACUGGCGGCCCCAAUCAUAUACGACACUGAACCCUGGCUCAUUGUGUUUGGGGUGGUCAUUGGUGCUGUGGCUGUGGGGAUCGUGGCUUUACUGAUGUCCACAGUAAGCAAAAAACGACGAGCCAAAGAAAAAGCUGCUGGUCUUUCAGAAGAGGAUGAAGGAAUAGUCAAAGAGAACGGAACCGCACUUUCAGGUCUUGGCGGGAAAGAAGGAGUCUAUAAUCAAACGUUCUCAAAUGACAACCGCUUCACCGAGCUGUAGACACUGAUGACAGCCAAAGUGAAAUAGUAAAGCCAUUCAGUAUCACUGAAUAACCUAUAAGAUGCUUCACAUAUAACAAAGAAUUUAUAGCCUCCUCUAGACUGACCUGGAAUGCACAGAAAUAAGAUUGAGUAUUUAUAUAUGACUUUGAGUUUUGCGGCUGUUAGUUUCAAAGCUAACACCGUGUCCUAAUCAAACGUGAUGCAAUGCCGUGACACAUGUUUUUGCCUUAAACAGCCGCGACAUGGAUUCGGUUUUAGAAAUGGAAAAACUGAUUUUUUGAUAAUUUUUUUUAGAAAUUGUUUAUUUCUGCAGCUGGAACAACAUACAAACUAUGACAAUGGUAAUCUCAGGAACUGAUUAAGUGCUUUAUUAUUAAUUUUAAAAGUGUCUAAUAUGACCUGGAAUAUAUA